Molecule: messenger RNA, 1076 nt
Organism: Dinoponera quadriceps
Lineage: Eukaryota; Metazoa; Arthropoda; Insecta; Hymenoptera; Formicidae
Product: COMM domain-containing protein 5-like
Exons: 4
Coding region: 366-989 (207 amino acids)
Cellular component (GO): nucleus
Source: RefSeq, a predicted model, not a curated record
CACACGGAACACAACGUUUCUAGUACAUUACUAGUUCGAACGGCGUCCCGAGAGACCUCGGAGGAACCUUUAUCUCCAAGUAGUACGACUCGACGACUCGAAUUGGGCAAACUUUUAAUCUCAAUAGCACAGUCGAACAAGUGUAGAUGAGUAAACUUUUAUUAUCUCUGUCAGCUAACGAGAAAUGAAAGCCUAUCUGGAAAUAUUGCGGAGAUAAUGGAACCUUCGAAUGCAAAAUGAGUCAAACGUCAAUUCAUCCGUCUCUAAUUAAGAGUUACAAUAAGUUUGAUCGCGUUAGGGUUAGGUUGGUUUGAAAAAAAAGUCCAUUUGAUAUCUGAUAAUUGAUUUGAGCGUCAGUCAGAGAUAUGGCUGCUUCCUUCCAAACGCAAAUUCUGAGCGUUUUGGGGAGUAAGACAAAAUAUCUUAUGGAAUUGAAGAAGACGUUCGCUCGUCCAUUGAUGCAGCUUGCAGUAAAAGCUAUAGAGUUAGAACACAUAGAAGAAGGUGUAUUGGAGCGGAUAAGCAAGAAAUAUAAUAUACCUGAAGAUCAUAUUGAUGAAUAUUAUUUUGCCAUUCUUACAAUUUUGAAAACAUAUCUUCGUUUGCAGUGCCAUAUCCUUAAACCUACAGAGUUCAAGCAAUGUCUGGAGGAAUUAAGAUUGGCUCCAGAUUGUAUAGAAGAUUUAUCUUCUGUCAUUUAUGGUCCAAAACAGUCAUACCUGCUGUCAGGUUUAAUUCAGAGGACAAAGUUUAAUCCACAGUUAAUAUCGUGCAGAUGGCGUGUGGAUAUCACUAUUUCAUCUAACAUAUUAAAUAGAGUACUAGAGCCAAACAUAAUCAUGGAGUGGAUCUUUAAUACAGGAGAAUGUGUAACAUUUGAAUUAUCCUUGGCAAAGUUUCAUCAAUUGAGGCAUACCAUAGCCACCAUUCUCGUGGAAUUGCAAGCACUAGAACGGCACAAUAUUUUUAAAACUAUCCAUUCCAGCUGACAGUGACAAAUGUGAUGACUUCUUAUUGAAAAUCCCUAAUAUUUGUACAUUGGCCAUAGCGAUAUCAAAUAAAUUUAUUAACGCAAA